Molecule: messenger RNA, 955 nt
Organism: Zea mays
Lineage: Eukaryota; Viridiplantae; Streptophyta; Magnoliopsida; Poales; Poaceae
Product: protein LURP-one-related 6
Exons: 3
Coding region: 162-761 (199 amino acids)
Source: RefSeq, a predicted model, not a curated record
AGCUUGGGAGACUGUCUUGUUUGAAACAAUCAUCCAUUGCUCCAAUAUAAGUACUCACCUGCUGGCCACAGAACUUGCUCGAGGCAAGGCAGACAAACAGAAACAGGGGUUCAGAUACAAGUAAUCUCUCUCUCUCCAAUUCGUGAGCUACAUCAAGCAAAAUGGACAAGAGCAUUCCUGUAGUUAGCAAGAUUUUUUGCUCAGGCACUCCAACAAUGCUGAUGAUAAGGAUGAGACCUAUUGUAGUGAACGGUGGUGGUUUUGUUGUUACUGACCUCAGUCAUAACAUUGUAUUCGUCGUAGAUGGUUGUGGAAUACUUGGAUCCAAGGGAGAGCUUAUGGUCAAAGACGGUGAAGGAGAACCAAUAUUAUUCAUCUCUAAAAAGGGAGGAAUUGUCCAGGCGCUAAGCACAAGGAACAAAUGGAAUGGAUACUCCAUGGAUUACCAAGGGAAAAACAAGUUGGUUUUUAGCCUAACUGAUCCGAAAUUAUGCACAGCACAAGGUGCUCCAAUUAGAAUUCAUAUUGAACCUAAGAGGCACUGCAAAAAUUGGGAUUUCGAAAUUGGUGGAUCUUUUGCAGAUAGAGACUGUACAAUAGUUGAUUGCACCAGAAAAAUAGUAGCCCAGAUGGGCACGAAAGAGCCAAUAGGAGGCAAGGACUUCUACCAUGUGGAAGUGCAGUCAGGAUAUGACCAAGCUUUCAUCAUUGGGGUGAUGGCAAUUCUUGACAACAUACAUGGAGAAUCCACUAGAUGCUGAUAACAUGAAUUAGAGAAUUUGCUCUUGUUUAUAAGAGUAGACUAAUGUUCAAUAGCACUUAUCUUGCAACAUACUUUCAUCUUCAAGUAAGAAACAGACACAUGCUGGCACCAUCAUAAUGAUUGUAUGACUAUGACCCGCAUUGAAUAAUAUCCACAGGCCAGCUGAUAAUAUGAGCCUAACUUUCACUGCCA